AUGAGUGACUUGGACGGAGCGAUCGAGCAGCUGCGGGCCUGCCGCCUGAUUCCCGAGAGCCAAGUCCGCGAACUGUGCUACAAGGCACGCGAGCUCCUCAUCGAAGAAGGAAAUGUCGUAUCUGUCGAUGCCCCUGUCACCAUCUGUGGUGAUAUCCACGGGCAAUUCCACGACCUGAUGGAAUUGUUCCGUGUAGGCGGCGACGUGCCAGAUACCAAUUACUUGUUUAUGGGUGACUUCGUCGACCGCGGGUUCUACUCACUUGAAUCCUUCCUUCUCCUCCUCUGCCUCAAGGUCCGAUAUCCGGAUCGCAUGACCCUAAUUCGUGGGAACCACGAGUCGCGCCAAAUUACCACUGUAUACGGGUUCUACGACGAGUGCAUCCGCAAGUACGGCAGCGCCAAUGUCUGGCGUUACUGCUGCGAGGUGUUUGAUUACCUCGCCCUGGGAGCAAUCGUACUCGGAGCAAGCUCAGAGCUCGAGCCAACCGCCAUGUCAGGCGCGAAUGGAAUGUCUCAGUCGACGAUGCAGAUUGAUGACAGCGAGCUGGAGACGGAGGUGCUCAACUCACGAGGUGAAGUCACCAUGAGCACGUACCGCCCGCGCCAACGGUCCUCGUCCGACACAUCCACAGACUCGCGAAACAUCUCCCCGCCACGCGACAUUUCCGCUGCCCCGGGCCAACCAGCCGCGCCCUCACGACCCGGCGCACCAGGGACAGGCGCCAGCUCCAACGGCAACGGUACCAUGCACACCAGCCGAACAGGCGCCGUGCUGUGCGUGCACGGCGGACUAUCUCCGCUCAUCGACAGCGUUGACAAGAUCCGAAUAAUUGACCGGAAGCAAGAGGUCCCUCACGAAGGCGCCAUGUGCGAUCUCCUCUGGUCCGACCCGGACGAGAUUGAAGGGUGGGGCCUCAGCCCGCGCGGAGCAGGAUUCCUCUUUGGAGGGGAUAUCGUCAAGGCCUUCAACUACCACAACGAUCUAUCUCUAAUUGCACGUGCCCACCAGCUCGUCAUGGAGGGCUACAAAGAGAUGUUCGACGGCGGGAUCGUGACUGUCUGGUCCGCCCCUAACUACUGUUACCGCUGCGGCAACGUCGCUGCUAUCUUGGAGCUGGGCGAGGACGCCAGCAACGGCGGCACAGUCGCCCGCAGUAAUGGUAACUAUGCUCGGAGUAAUGGAAUUUUCAACGACCGAGUCGUCAGCCCCGGUAGGAGGUACCGUGUUUUCGAGGCCGCGGCUCAGGAUACAAGGGGUAUGCCUGCGAAGAAACCGGUUGCUGAUUAUUUCCUGUGA
Molecule: messenger RNA, 1299 nt
Organism: Penicillium lagena
Lineage: Eukaryota; Fungi; Ascomycota; Eurotiomycetes; Eurotiales; Aspergillaceae
Product: serine/threonine-protein phosphatase
Exons: 3
Coding region: 1-1299 (432 amino acids)
Biological process (GO): double-strand break repair via homologous recombination; peptidyl-serine dephosphorylation
Cellular component (GO): cytoplasm; nucleus
Molecular function (GO): protein serine/threonine phosphatase activity
Source: RefSeq, a predicted model, not a curated record